Acytostelium subglobosum LB1 is the source of this 1572-nucleotide messenger RNA. RefSeq lists its product as hypothetical. The coding region runs from base 1 to 1572 and encodes 523 amino acids. NCBI's taxonomy places the organism in Eukaryota, Evosea, Eumycetozoa, Acytosteliales, Acytosteliaceae. Gene Ontology annotation, molecular function: transmembrane transporter activity. Gene Ontology annotation, biological process: transmembrane transport. The record is from RefSeq and is a predicted model, not a curated record. The transcript has 3 exons.
AUGACUUAUCCAACAAAUUCAACUCAUACCAAUAAUGAGGAAAACUUGACGUCAUUGCCAGACUAUGACUAUGAGAUGGACUCCUCCAAACCAAGUAAGGAGAUUGUUCCCGAGACAUCUGGUGCCGAACUGGAUACCACCGAAACACUAGACAAGAAGGCAAAGUUCAAAGAUAGUUCAUUUCGUUACCUUGGUCUAUUCUUUAUGUGUCUAAUGACAUUUGGAAGUUAUUAUAUUUAUGAUAUUCCAUCAGCCUUGACACAAGAUACUGUUGAUGAAUGGUAUGGAGUGACUGAGGUGAAAUAUGGUCUGUUGUACUCUGUGUACAACUUCCCGAACAUGAUCAUUGUAUUCUUUGGAGGAUUUAUGAUUGAUCGUGUGUUUGGACUUCGUCUAGGCUCUCUAUUGUUCUGUGUGUUGGUACUUGCUGGCCAGAUCAUCUUCUCCAUCUCUGCAAGCUCCAAGACCUACUGGUUGGCCCUGCUAGGUCGUAUCAUCUUUGGAUUCGGAGGUGAAUCCCUAAGUGUUGCCCAGUCGACAUUCACCGCCACCUGGUUCAAUGGUCGCAGCGACCUCAACCUUGCCUUUGCCAUCACUCUAGGCUUCUCUAGAAUUGGAAGUGCCGUCAACUUCCAGGUGACCCCCGCACUGAUAAAGUCAUCGGGUCUUCCAUUCGCAGUAUGGUUCGGUACCAUCUGUUGUGGUGUCUCAAUGGUUGCCACCGUCCUUCUUUGUACUGUAGACACAAUCCGUCUCAAGAAAGAGAAGUUCACCGUCAAGAACGAUCCAAUCUCCAUCAAGGACAUUGCUAAGUUCCCUCCAAUGCUCUGGGUAUUGAUAGCUGUUGUAGUCUUCUUCUACAUCCCUCUCUUUGUCUUUGUUUCCAUCGGAACUCAAUUCUUUAUUGACAAGUUCGGUGUUACUGAAGACUUUGCAGGCGUGUUGACCAGUAUUCCAUACUAUACCGCCGCUCCAUCACCUGUGAUUGGAUUCCUGAUCGACCGAUUCGGAAGGAACUUGUCCUGGUUGUGGGGAUCAACCAUUCUCCUGCUACUCUCCCACAUCGUCCUGGGCUUCACAUCUGCCGACCCAUAUGUUGGUAUGAUCCUGAUGGGCUUUGCCUACGCAAUCAUGGCUGCCUCGAUCUGGCCCUGCUUCCCUGGUCUUGUCUCAUCCACCCGUCUUGGCACAGCUUAUGGACUGGCAUUCGCCUUCCAGAACCUGUGUAUUGGACUUGUUGGUAUGGGCAUCAACUCAAUGCUCGAGACCUACGACAACAACUAUGACUACGUGGAGGGACUCUUCAUUGCCAGUUCUGGAGUGGCUGUGAUCCUCGUCUCUGUCCUGAUCUUCAUGGAUCUCAAGGCCAAGUGUAUCAAUGUCAGUGCCAAAGACUUCAAGAUAAACAUCAUUGCCCUCAACACCAAGACUGAUGUUCAGGAGCUUGAAGACGUUCCAGUCGAUUCCGAAUCGUCAGAAAAGGCCAAUUCCGAGACAGAAUCAGUUAACAACUAUGAUGGUAGAGAUGAUUAUGAAGUUGUAUUGGAGAAGAACAAGGAGGUCGAGGCUUAA